GCUGCAAGGCUACCGUCAUUACCGCAUUACCGCCGUUACCACAUAUAAUACGCCGCCGGCAGCCGCACGAGGGAAAUGCUUGGUGUUCCAUACCGACUCUAUCGUGCCUUGCCUGGCAGCAGCCUCAGCUAACACCUCCCUGGGCUGCCCGCCGAGCCUGCUACCUCCUCUCCCUCUGUCAUGAUCAUCGGCGUGCAACUAUACCAUCUAUCCUGCGACCCUGAGGUGAACGCGUGCCGAUAUGAACCUGCUACUUUCCGACGAUUACCUGCUUCAGGAUUAUCCCGAGAACAUCACCAACACCAUUCGUUCCGGCCACACGACAUGUCUGCGGUUCAAUCGCAAGGGCGACUACCUGGCCUCCGGUCGCGUCGACGGCACCGUCGUGGUUUGGGACCUUGAGACCAUGGGCGUGGCGCGCAAGUUACGAGGCCAUAGAGCGGCAAUAACUUCGCUGAGUUGGUCUAGAUGCGGCCGCUACCUUCUCUCCGCCUGCCAAGGCUGGAGGGCUGUUCUCUGGAACCUGCAGGAUGGCACGAGGUAUCGGGAGGUCCGCUUUCGCGCGCCCAUCUACACUGCAGAUCUGCACCCUUGGAACCACAACAUGUUCGUUGCCUCCAUCUUCGACGAAGCCCCCUCACUUGUCGAUAUGAGCGGCCCGAGCGACGUUAAGCACACCCUCCCCUCUGCGCCCAAGCGAGCGAAUGCCGACGCCGACGCCGCGACUAGGGAAAAACAGGCCAAGGAGGACGCGAAGCAGAUGACCACCGCGACGGUGUGGACGGCUACGGGUGAUCACAUCCUCGCGGGCACGAACAAAGGCCGGUUCAACAUUAUCGAUGCCAACACCCGCGAAAUCAUAUGGUCCGAGAAGAUAUGUAGCUCGGUGGUAACUACCAUACGGUUGACGCGGUCGGGCCGCGAGUUACUGGUGAAUUCGCAGGAUCGCAUCAUCAGGACCUUCCACCUACCUAACCUGUCGGCGGAGGACCUCGACCCCGAUACGAUACAGAUGCCGCUCGAGCACAAAUUCCAAGACGUCGUCAAUAGGCUGUCUUGGAACCACGUCACGUUUAGCGCCACGGGCGAGUACGUGGCGGCAUCUACAUACAACAAUCACGAAUUAUAUAUAUGGGAGCGAAAUCACGGCAGCUUGGUCCGGAUGCUAGAAGGGCCGAAGGAGGAGCAGGGUGUCAUAGAGUGGCACCCGCACAGAGCCCUCCUAGUCGCCUGCGGGCUCGAGACCGGCCGCAUCUACAUCUGGUCGGUGACCACGCCGCAGCGCUGGUCGGCGUUGGCGCCGGACUUUGUCGAGGUCGAGGAGAACGUCGAGUACAUCGAGAGGGAGGACGAAUUCGACAUCCACCCGCAGGAAGAGAUUAACAAGCGCCGACUGGAUAUGGAGGACGAGGAUAUUGACGUCUUGACGCUCGAUCCGAGCAAAGGGUACGACGAGGAGAUCGACGGUACCGGGUUCAGGAUGCCGGUGCUGUUCAACCUGGGCGAGAGCGACAGCGAAGAGGAAUUCGUCACAGUGUCGACGGGCACGGUGCGUCGUAGGAGCCUCGGCGAGGGACAGGAGGGCGAGGCUUCCAACGGGGAAGCAGGAACCGGAGGGAAUAAGAAGGCCGGCGGCAAGGGCACGAGAGGGAGGAAAAAGUGAUGGAAUUAGAAUAGACAUUGUUGUUGUUAAUGUACGUAUACCGACGAUAAGCCUAGACACGCGUUGCCCGCAUUGACCGAUUCCGGAGCAUAUGCAGUCGGCGCCUUAGUCUGGAUCCCCGGACUCGACUUGGGCGUUGGGAUGCGAUGAAUGCGAUGGCGAUGAGGCAAGGCAGGUAAAAAGAUUUUAACACCCGGUUACCCGGGUACUCAACAAUCCCCCGCACUGUACAUAUACGUGGGACGCCUAAUACAAAUGCGCGGCUUGCCCAGAGAAAACCUCAAGUAGGGGUACCUAAGGUUGCAGUCACA
Molecule: messenger RNA, 1974 nt
Organism: Durotheca rogersii
Lineage: Eukaryota; Fungi; Ascomycota; Sordariomycetes; Xylariales; Xylariaceae
Product: WD40 repeat-like protein
Exons: 2
Coding region: 242-1663 (473 amino acids)
Cellular component (GO): Set1C/COMPASS complex
Molecular function (GO): protein binding
Source: RefSeq, a predicted model, not a curated record